UGUAUUUAAUUUUAUUAUUGUUAGUAUAAAGCAGUUUAACGUUAUUCAUCAACAUUAUAUAGAUAUUACAUCACUCUACUUUACGGUAAGUACUGAAAUCGUAUCAAAUAAUUUUGUAAGUAUUGUUUAAAAAUUUGAUGCGUUUUGCUCAAUUAUUAUAAGUUAAUGUAAAUGUGAUUAUGUUAUUAAAAAAGCAUCCAUAAGGUCAUAAUAUAAUAUUAGAGAACUGUUUGAUAAACAUUAUCAUUAUCAUUAUUUUUAUUUUAUUUAAAUUAUGAUUUAGUUUUAUUAUUUUACUACGCUAUUUCACAUUUACUCGCUUAUUUUUGAAAAUUUGAAACGUAAAAGUGUUAAAUAUUGAUUAGUUUCUUGUAUUCUUAAAGAAAAAUAAACUACAGAUUUACUUUAUUUUGAAAAACAAAGUUUUAUUUAUGAUGAAAAAUAUACAUCUUUGUACGGAUAUAAGUUUUUAAACAGAUGUGAACCAUUAAUAUUGCGUAACUUCAUCGUUCCCUCUUCCAAAAAAAAAGACGAAGUUGCAUAGCGCUUUACCUCUUGACAGUAGUAUGUGAAUCACUGAACGAAUGAUCAGCGUAACAGUGCGGCAAUAUUACGAAGGAAACUGCAGCGCUGCGGCGCCGUCGCAAAUAUCUUAAAUUGCUUUACAUUCAUUCUUCUUCCAACACGAAAUCGACACGGCUGACUGCUUCGCGGGUGUUUGCAACUUGGAAACAUAGGUGCAAUAAAUUCAAACAAAUGUCAAAAAUUUACCAGUGAAAAGUAAAUUCUGUGAAAAUAAGAAACACGUCGUCAAACAUGUGAUAUAUUUGAAUUGCGGUAUAAUGUGUUUGCUGAAUUCAGCGUAGCGUUUCUUUAUUUAAUAUAAAUUAGGCAGUGCUGACAUAUAUAAUUCAGUCUUGUGACGUUUCGACGACGAUGGACGCACAAACAACUACAUUUGGAAACAAAAGUGGUUGCACGAUUUCCUGGUGUGCCACUUUCUUUCUGGGCGUGUUUUUUCUCAUCAGCUUAGCCGCCACUGGUUUAUUGGUGUAUUACUUUGCACCUUGUCACGGGCAGAAACAAGUUCAAACAUGCACUGGUUUGCUCACAGAAAUUGGAAACGGUUUUCCAAAUCUAAUAAAGAAAAAUAUAGAUGUGAAGUUACCGAAAGCUGUAGUACCCGAUUCGUACGAAUUAUGGCUAAUACCUUUCAUAUGGGAGGGCAACUUUACCUUCCACGGCGAGGUCAAAAUUUUGAUAAAUGUAACAAUGGAUACGAACAAUGUUACGUUGCACGCCGUCGAUAUGAAGAUCGAUGAGAAUUUUACGAAUAUUAGGGAGCAAUCGGAUAAUAAAAAUGACAAGAUCAAGAUUGCAAUCGCUGAGCAGAAAAACGAUACCGAUAAACAAUUUUACGUGAUUAGAACGUCGGACACGUUGAGGGAAGGCAUGCAAUACGUUGUGCAUCUCAAGUUCAUUGGUCAGCUGAAUGAUGAUUUGCGCGGUUUCUAUAGAAGCUCGUACAUGGUCGGCAAUCAAAACAGGUGGAUUGCUGCGACUCAGUUUGAACCGACUGAUGCACGCCGUGCUUUCCCAUGUUUUGACGAACCGGCUUUGAAAGCUAAGUUUCAAAUCACCAUAGCGCGUCACAAGAAUAUGACAUCUAUUUCAAAUAUGCCUCAAAAAGGAAAACCGAUUCCAGUUUCCGGUUUAGACACAUACGUGUGGGAUCGUUACGAGCGUUCGGUACCGAUGUCCACGUACUUGGUGGCCUUUAUAGUUUCCGACUUUGAUGUACGGAAAUCGGAAGAUGGUAAAUUUGGAGUUUGGGCGCGUCACGACGUCAUCGAUCAAUCACAAUACAGCUUGCAUAUUGGAUCGCAAGUACUCAGAUACUACGAAGACUAUUUCAAUAUCAAGUUUCCGUUGCCGAAGAUGGAUAUGGUCGCGCUACCUGAUUUCUCCGCUGGCGCCAUGGAAAAUUGGGGAUUAAUAACAUAUAGAGAAACAGCAAUGCUGUAUGAGGAUAGGACAGCGACCAAUAAUACCAAGCAAAACAUAGCAAUGGUAAUAUCUCAUGAACUCGCUCAUCAAUGGUUUGGAAAUUUAGUGACUCCAAGAUGGUGGACGGAUCUGUGGUUGAACGAGGGUUUUGCCAGUUACAUGGAAUAUAUUGGCACGAAUGCGGUGGAACCAACAUGGAAAAUGCUGGAACAAUUUGUUGUUCUCGAGGUUCAACAUGUAUUUGGUUUAGACUCUUUGGAAUCUUCUCAUCCUAUAUCUGUUGAAGUUGACAAUCCAGAUGAAAUUAAUGAAAUUUUUGACCAGAUUUCUUAUGAUAAAGGUGCGGCCAUAAUAAGAAUGAUGGAUCAUUUCCUCACUACAGAAGUUUUCAAGAAGGGUUUAACCAAUUAUUUGAAUGAAAAAGCUUAUCAAAAUGCCGAGCAAAAUGAUUUGUGGUGUGCUUUGACCAAUCAAGCCCAUAAAGACAAAGUACUUGACCCAAAUGUAACUGUUAAAGAAAUAAUGGAUACUUGGACCUUGCAAACUGGUUUUCCUGUAGUUACUGUAUUACGAAACUACGAUGAUAAUAGUUUUACGCUAACGCAGGAACGCUUUUUGCUUAAUAAUAACGACACAAAUAUCACAUCUGAUAAGUCUAAGGAAUUAUGGUGGAUACCUAUUACUUAUACGAGCGAAAAAGAAUUAAAUUUCAAUGACACUCAACCCAGAGAAUGGAUGAAAGCUGAACGUUCGAUCAUGUUUAACGAUUUGGAUGUGACUCCAUCUCAGUGGGUACUUUUUAACGUGCAAGAAACUGGGUACUACAGAGUGAAUUAUGACACAAACAAUUGGCAGAUGAUAAUUAAACAAUUGAAAAAUAAGACAAAAUUCAAAUAUAUCUCGACGAUUAACAGAGCGCAGUUGAUUGAUGAUGCUCUUAACUUGGCUAGAGCUGGCAAACUUGAUUAUAACAUCGCUUUUAAUGUUACGUCUUAUUUGGUUCACGAAACCGAAUACUUGCCCUGGACAGCAGCUUUGUUAUCUCUGAGUCAUCUCGACAAUAUGCUAAUCAAAACACAGGCAUACAACAAAUUCAGAUUAUUUGUAUUAAAACUACUCGACGAGGUAUACAAGCAAGUUGGUUUCACUGAUAACGUGGAAGAUUCUCAGCUAAUAAUCUUCACACGAAUAAACGUUCUAAAUUGGGCAUGUUAUUUUGGCCAUCAAAGUUGCGUUAUGAACGCUGUGCAAUAUUACAAGUAUUGGAGUACUAUGCCUGAUCCAGACAUUUAUAAUCCGAUUCCGCCGAACUUAAAGAGCGUGGUUUAUUGCACGGCUGUUCGAAUAGGUGGACAAAGCGUAUGGGAAUUCAUUUGGCAACGAUACUUAAAUACCAACGUAGGAUCGGAAAAGGAUCUGUUGUUGGAGGCAUUAGCCUGUACAAAAGAGGUAUGGCUGUUGUAUCGAUAUUUAGAUUGGGCUUUUACAGAAAACUCAGGAAUCAGAAAGCAGGAUGCCAUCCAAGUUUUCGAAUUAGUUGCCAGCAACGUUGCCGGGCAGCCAAUCGCGUUUGAUUACUUUAGAAACAAAUGGGCUCACAUCAAGAAAUAUUUUGGAAUGUCGCUACAAAGGAUCAAUGCUAUUAUAAAGUACGCAGGAAUAAAAAUAAAUACAGUAUAUGAAUUGAAAGACAUGGUAGAAUUUGCAAAAGAACAUCUGACUGAACUUGGUGCGGCAACGCGAACUAUGCUACAAGUGAUAGAGCAUGCGGAAUCUAAUAUACGAUGGCUAGACAAGUAUCAGGGGAAGAUUUGCAAUUGGUUACAAAAGAAUGUUGUGCAUUCGGACAAAAAUUCUUGGAAAAUGAUGAACAUAUAUAGUUAAAGAUUAAUAAAUAAUACAACUAUACUUUUUUGUGUUAUAUAACAGCGAUCUCAUAAUAAGUAUAUUAACCAGUUGUAUGGUUGCAAUAAUAAUAAUAUGAUAUGGUAAUGGUUGCAUUAAGCGUGCAAUACGGCUAAAUGUUUAUGGUUAAUAUUACUAAUCUUUACUCCGUAUAAUGCUUGAUAUUAACAAAAAGUUAUUUGACUCUCCUCUGCAGUGUCGAAUUGUAAGUGAGUCGACGUUUGAUGUUGCACCCUUAAAAAAAAACCUAAUAAAAUGUUUCAAUAAAUGGUGAUUACUUUGUAACUGAUGAUAUUUCAUCAGUUAAUUGAUUAAAUCAUCAUCAUUACUGAUAUAAUAAUUGAUACAAUUAUUGAUAUAA
Solenopsis invicta (red fire ant) is the source of this 4273-nucleotide messenger RNA. RefSeq names its product aminopeptidase N. The coding region runs from base 937 to 3891 and encodes 984 amino acids. NCBI's taxonomy places the organism in Eukaryota, Metazoa, Arthropoda, Insecta, Hymenoptera, Formicidae. Gene Ontology annotation, molecular function: peptide binding; metalloaminopeptidase activity; zinc ion binding. Gene Ontology annotation, cellular component: cytoplasm. Gene Ontology annotation, biological process: peptide catabolic process; proteolysis. The record is from RefSeq and is a predicted model, not a curated record. The transcript is spliced from 15 exons.